AUGUCUCAUACAACCUACUGUCAGGUCCAAUACCCGAGACUUUAUCUCGCUUCCUCGUCUCAUCUCCAUCUGCAUUCUGUGGGCAACCCGAGUCUAUGCAUCGAUUGUCGUGGGAACCAGACCGACGAGGUUUGCACUUCGAACACUGGUUUCAAGCCAUGUCAAAGCAAGAGGAGAGGGCUUACCAUAGUGGAAGUUGCAGCCAUAUCACUUGCCACUACGGUGGUUGUUUUUUUGCUUCUUGGACUGCUCUGUUUGAUCAUCGCGUGGAGACCCAAGAGGUACCAUGAGAUGGCUGCUGCCGGGCUGGAGGGCCUACCGUUGCUUCUCAAAAAGGUUAUGGAAGCUACUGAGGAUCUGAAUGAGAAGCAUAUUAUAGGAAGGGGAGGUCAUGGAACUGUGUACAAAGUUCCAAUGGACAAUGGGGAGAUCUUUGCCGUGAAGAAAGUCAACUUUGCAGGCCAUAGAGGCGAGAGCAGAAGCAUGAUGAGAGAGAUCAAGACAAUUGGCAAGAUUCGGCAUAGGAAUCUCAUCAAGCUGGAAGAUUUCUGGUUCAGGAAGGACUAUGGGCUGCUUCUCUACAAUUACAUGGAGAAUGGGAGCCUUCAUGAUGUUCUUCAUGGCAACUUCGAAGAAACUAUAGAAUGGGCUGUGAGGUUUAGGAUAGCCCUUGGAACUGCUCAUGCUUUGGAGUACCUGCAUAAUGACUGCAACCCUCCAAUAGUACAUUGUGAUAUCAAGCCACAGAAUAUUCUUCUGGAUUCCGACAUGGAGCCUCACAUUUCUGAUUUCGGCAUAGCAAAGCUCCUCGAUCACUCGUCUGGGGUCUCGACACAGUCGAUGAUGGUUGAUGGAACCAUAGGAUACAUGGCUCCAGAAAUGGCAUUUGCAACGAGCAAGAACAAGGCAUCAGAUGUUUACAGCUACGGGGUCGUGCUGCUCGAACUGAUCACAGGGAAGGAGGCCGUGGAUCCAUCUUUUUCAGAAGGAAUCGACAUCGUGACAUGGGUUCGAUCCACUUGGGAUGCCGACCAUGACGUAAAGACCAUAGCUGAUCCCAGGCUUGCUGAUGCAGAUCAAGAACUGUUCCUCGAUUCAAGCGUGACGGAGCAAGUAGCGAGAGUGGUCAUGGUUGCUCUGAGAUGUACAGAGAAAGAUCCCAACAAGAGACCCACAAUGAGAGAUGCAGUGAAGGAACUGUUAGGUCCUAAUGUUCCCUUAACAAAAGCAAAUGCAGGUAGCUGUUGACACUGCCUGCUCCAGUGAUUUCCUUGAACAGUGAGAUUAGUUAGUGGCACAUUUUGUAGCUUCUUUGAUGAAUGUUUAGGAGAGAAAAAAAAAAGCUGAUCAUGUUUGUCAUAUCAUGGCACUGCAAAAAUGUGGGUAUUGCGUUUGGCAGUAAAGGAUCGAAUGUCGACCCUUUUAUUUAUCUGCAGAGAGAGUAAAAUCCUAGGCUGGCAACGAUAGUUACACAUAACCAAACA
Linum tenue is the source of this 1484-nucleotide messenger RNA. NCBI's taxonomy places the organism in Eukaryota, Viridiplantae, Streptophyta, Magnoliopsida, Malpighiales, Linaceae. The record is from the annotation of a GenBank genome assembly.